AUGUUCACAGUAAAGGCAACUUAUCGAAACGAGACUCGCAAGUUUUCUUUCUCAGGGACUGUCUUGUUCCCCACAUACGAGGAGCUUUACCAGCAGCUGUAUCGCAUAUUUCCUAUAAGCCAUAAUUAUUAUCUUUCUAAACUCAUUUUCUCUCCUGACGUGUCUAGGACGUCUCGUAUUCUAAUUGGAAAAGAAGUCCAUAACGCAGAGGAGUAUAACACUCGUAUUGCCCCUUUACGCAGGCGCUGGCCCAACCCACUGCUUAGGUUCUCUAUCUUCGACGAGACUCCCCACAAAGCACCCAGCGCAACGGUCGAAGAUUCUCGGGAGGUCCUUAAUCCUUUGUCCUUCAUGGCGAUUCCUCCACCUCCUACACUUUUGUCGACUCCUCCACCACCCAAUUUGUCAUCCGCGUCAUCUUUCGAUACACGUUUCCAGGAGUUUCUAUCAUUCAAGGCGGCUCAUCCACCGCCACCUUCUAGACCACUUCCUACCCUUGAAGGUAGUUUUCUUGCGCCUCAAAUCUCGCCUUCGUUCAUUUCGCCGCCACCACCUAUCAUAUUCUCAGAACCACCUACUCUCUCUAGGCAUCCCUCUCUUCCAAGUCUUCCUUCUCUCUCGUAUCAAGCGGCCUCCCCUAAGUCAUGUUGCUCAGUCGCCAAAGGGAAGUCGGAAAUGGAAACUUUAUUGACAUCUUUCAGGAAAGAUAUUGAUCGUAUCAUACUCGAUACUUUUGGCGAGUGCAAUGCUUCAGCACAAGUCGAUACAUCUCAUCGGCAGACCCCUUUUGGAGCGGGAGCAUCCAACGAGGCUCCUCAUGCUUCGUCAGAGGCGUCGUUCAACACAAUGAACGUCUCAAUGGAACCUCUUUCAUCACAUUGGUGUUUCGUCUGCAGGAAUGAGUUUUCUGGAAGCUGGUAUGGGUGUGUGAAAUGCCCGUGGCACUAUGUUUGUCCAAGCUGUUUUUCCAAAUCUGGCGCUAUGCACACGUUCAGUUUUGGGCCAACUCACGUUGUCCAGCAGCAUGAAACUGUACCGUCAAUCGCCAUCACACCGUCAGCCGCGGAAAUAUCUGCAGAAUCUCAGUCUACCAGAACUGAGCUUGUUGAUGCCGAGCCUAGCCAAAACACGCCUGUCAUUCACCGAAAUAUUCUUUGUGACAACUGCAACGAAAUAAUUGUUGGUGUCAGACGUAAAUGCCUGGAUUGUCCUGACUAUGAUCUAUGCACGCCCUGUAUUGAGUCAGGUGCUGCAGAGAGGCACAAUCCGUUCCACGAAUUCUUCGACAUUGAAAUACCUGGACGAGUGCUCGUUCAUACGGUCUUUAGUGGAAGCGGGGAGCGUGAUGUUUCACCAAACAGUGGCAGUACCACAGCAGAUAGUCCUCGCACUUCCGCGGCGACGCCAGUGAGCACCAUAGAGACUAUUCGUCAUUGCGCGGCUUGCAACCUGUGUGACUCUCCCAUUGUUGGUGAUCGCUUCAAAUGUGUCAAUUGUCCAGGUAAAAGUCCACUUCUGGAUGAUCUUAAGAGUGCUAAUGGUGUUUUGAAAGAUUUUGAUACUUGUGCCGACUGCUUCAAGAUUACUGGAGAGCAACAUCCUUAUCACGGCUUUGUGCGGGUGAGCAAGCCGAGCGACCUUGUGAUGCGCAAUGCAGUGACCAACAGAACUACUCACUACGCGACGUGUGAUGCUUGCCGCGAGACCAUUCGUGGUGUCCGUUAUAAGUGCAUGCACCCUAGUUGUCCAGAUUUCGACCUGUGUCAGAAUUGCGAAGCUCUCCCUAUCCCGGUCCACCCUUCUAUUCAUCCAUUAUUGAAGAUGAAGACUCCAGACACGGUCAUCCCUACCGUGUACAGAGUCGGGAUGACCAAUCUCAUCCAUUCUCGAAGGACAUCUCAGGGGAGCAUCCCUCCCGAGACUUUUAAACCUCGUCCUCCGAAAUCUCCAUCCGUUUCUGUAUCGCGCACCUCUUCCGAGAUUUCUGUGAAAAAAGAAGAGGAGCCGUCUCCUGCUCCCGAGUCUCUGAGUCCCCUUGCUAUCUUAGCACAGUGCCCCGAUUGCGUCAGUGAAAACUCUGUCGCUUCUUGGGGUUAUGGUCUAACUCCUGCUAAAUUACCGCAACCCCCGCAGUCUGUCACUCCUAACUGCAAAGAACCUUCCUCGUCUCCCACCAAAUCAAGUACCAGCUCCUGCUACCAGGUGAUCAGACCUGUCGAGUCCGAGAAGCCUUCCACUGUUGAUCGCGAACAAUCGACUUCACCUUACAGUAACUUGGUCCAGGCGAUUGAUCGCUCUUCCGUCGAGGUGAACUCGCCACCCCUCGACCUGAACCCUUCACUCGAUAUCUUUCGUGAAGUUUGGCCAAAAGUGAAUCGAGAAAUGAAAUACCUCACUGAAGCAAGACAAGUCGAAGUAAAUCCGUCUAGUUCUGUGGCCGACUCCGACAAAGCCAUCGAAACCGAUCUGGGAAAGCUGGUGGAAUCUACCACUUCUCUUGUCAAAGCAAUUCGCCCUACAGAAUCUGUGGACUCACUCCUCAAGGAAGAGUCGCCUGUAAUCCCGACGCUGUCUUUUGAUGUUCCACCGAUGGAUUUUGCUGGACUUCUACGUGGUUUCCGUACACCGUCCCCUGUCGCUUCUAAAGCACCCACUCCAUCCAGUAGAACUUUUCCUUCCCUCCCUGAUAGCGUCACAGAUGUCACAGAUGAAGAAGCCACUACUACGCCCAGCCUAGAACAGCAACAGGCGGGAAUUACACCUUUCAGCUGUGCUUUUGUAUCCGACACGACAGUUCCUAGCGGUCAGAUUUUUCCACCUGGUGCUGAGUUCGUUAAGUCCUGGCGGAUGUUAAACGAUGGGGACAAGGCUUGGCCAGAGACGACUCAGAUCCACUUCGUUGCGGGGGAGUCUUUCUCACCUGGAGCUGACUCUUCGAUUGUUGUCAAAGUAGGACGUGUUGAUCCCGGUGAAGCUCUUGAUGUGUGGACCGGUGACCUGAAGGCACCCGAUGCUCCUGGUAGAUAUGUCAGUUACUGGAAGUUGACGGACGGUGCUGGCGAAAUGUUUGGUCCUAGCGUUUGGAUUGACGUUACUGUCACCGAGCCUCGUCAGUCAGCUGAUGAAGCUGACGAUGAUUCUUUGGCAUCAUCUUCUAUGGUCAUGCCAAAGUCAUCAUCUGACAAUAGGUCUGCUCAUUCUGUCGGACCCCUUGGUCAUUUAUUUGAACCGUCAUAUCGUUCAACGUCCAAACCUACGACGGACGGGACGGAUGAUGGGGCCUCUGACGGAUCGUCAGUAUCAUUGGUCAGCGUCCCUUCGUCUGAUGACUAUGGAUCGGACUGGCAGGAUACGCAUUCCCAGCCUGAGAAUCUUGAGUACGUUGUGCUAUACGACAGCAAUGGCUCAGAGGAUGAAUAA
Molecule: messenger RNA, 3420 nt
Organism: Suillus fuscotomentosus
Lineage: Eukaryota; Fungi; Basidiomycota; Agaricomycetes; Boletales; Suillaceae
Exons: 12
Coding region: 1-3420 (1139 amino acids)
Molecular function (GO): zinc ion binding
Source: RefSeq, a predicted model, not a curated record